Messenger RNA from Bactrocera neohumeralis, 1294 nucleotides. Its product is annotated as odorant receptor 7a-like. Gene Ontology annotation, molecular function: odorant binding; olfactory receptor activity. The record is from RefSeq and is a predicted model, not a curated record. The transcript has 3 exons. NCBI's taxonomy places the organism in Eukaryota, Metazoa, Arthropoda, Insecta, Diptera, Tephritidae. Gene Ontology annotation, cellular component: plasma membrane. Gene Ontology annotation, biological process: sensory perception of smell; detection of chemical stimulus involved in sensory perception of smell. Bases 116 to 1294 code for a protein of 392 amino acids.
AAACUUUAAAAUGCAACUGAAUGAGCGCAGGUGUCGAGUGCUGCUAUUUUACCAAACCCAAUAAAUAGCUCAAUAUAAAAAUGUUGAGGCCAUAGGAUAGCACAUUAUUUGAAAAAUGUUCGAUUUGGUUAAAGGUCGUGGUCGCAGCGUGUUCGCAUCCCGCGAUGCAGUUAUUUAUCUUUUCAACACGUUUCGAUUUGUGGGUCUCAAUCCACCACCUCACUGCCGUUUGCUGUACUACUUCUAUGGCAGUAUUAUAACGCUUUUUGCCGUCCUACUUUCGCCGCUCAUCUUCAAUGUAGGCUGGAUACGUGAUCGAAAUAUCUUAUCGGUAAUGGAGAUCCUAAAUUGUGUUCAGGCGGCUCUCAACGUCAUCGGUGUGCCAAUUAAGAGCAUCACACUGGCCUUGUCAUUGGGACGUUUACGCAGUGUUGAACCGCUAUUGUCGAAGUUAGAUGCACGCUACACCGAACCCGAGGACUUGGCCAAGAUACGAGCCUGUGCAAUCACUGGCAAUCGCAUCGUGUUCGGCUACAUUAUCUCAUAUAUGAUGUACGAAACACUGACUGUGGUCACCGCAUUGCUGGGCGGCCAUGCGCCGCUAACCUUGUAUAUUCCAUUUGUGGAUUGGCAUCGCUCAAGCUGGGAGUAUUGGUUGCAAGCUAGCUUCGAUGGCGCUAUGCUCUUCUUUCUACUAUUCCAUCAAAUACUUAAUGACUCAUAUCCAGCUGUAUAUAUCUAUAUUAUACGUACACAGGUGCAAUUGUUGGCGAAUCGGGUCAGGCGCUUGGGGACAACAAAUAAAAGCCAGGAGGAGACAUAUCAUGAGCUGCAGGAUUGCAUUAUAACACAUCAGGAGAUAUUAAGAUUGGUGAGCGUCGUGGAACCUAUUAUGUCCUUAACGCUCUUUGUCCAGUUCUUCAUCGCUGCAGCUAUCUUAGGCACCACCAUGAUAAAUAUCUUCAUUUUCGCUGAUUUCGCUACAAGAAUUGCUUCGGGCACCUAUAUGUUUUGUGUAUUGCUGCAAACUUUUCCCACUUGCUUCUACGCUACUCACUUGCAGUCGGAUUGCGAGCAGCUGUCCAUGUCGAUUUUCCACUGUAAUUGGCUUUCGCAAGGCAAACGCUUCAACACGAUGUUGCUAUAUUUUUUACAUCGCUCUCAGGCGGAUAUACCGUUGUUCGCUCUGAAGUUAGUGCCAAUUAACUUGUCUACAAAUGUGUCAAUUGCUAAGUUUUCAUUCACUCUUUAUACAUUUAUCCAGAAAAUGGGAGUGGGUAAGAAUCUGAAGUAA